This is a messenger RNA of Hypoxylon trugodes, 1049 nucleotides long. RefSeq lists its product as uncharacterized. The record is from RefSeq and is a predicted model, not a curated record. The coding region runs from base 442 to 816 and encodes 124 amino acids. The transcript has a single exon. Lineage: Eukaryota; Fungi; Ascomycota; Sordariomycetes; Xylariales; Hypoxylaceae.
ACAAUUGCCUCGGACGGUCUUGGCUUUUAUAUCACCAGUUUUAUGCAUACUGUUAAAACGACGACCCAGACAAAUUCACAAUAUAUCAAAUGAUUCCUAUUCCUUAAAUCCGUUACAUCAUCCACCAUGUACGCAGUUCUAUGCAUGCAUAUGCAAGCUUCGGCCCAGGUUGAGAUAUUGGACUCGGCCGAUCAUCUCAGGCAGCCCAAACACCACGCACGAUCUCCAUCCGACAGAAAAGAGGCGCCGAGCGACGUAGAUGAUAGGGUAAAAUAAGAAUCCUACAUAGCGCCAUAUUACGCACUGAUUGGCUCAUAGGCUGCUGAGUAAAACAGAAGAUAUUCCCGAGCGAUGCUUACAAAAAAUACGGACGGAAUAACGGAAUGGGGUUUCCCACCUGUUUACGUCUAAUGGUCUGGCCAACGUCGCUGGGUUGUAUGCAUGGAGAUAAGAUAUGAAAAAAAACCCAACGCCGUGGCUACGAAACACUUGUAUGUGGUAUUUUACUGGAUGCUGGCACGUGGAUUUUCUAGGGCUCGUAUGCAUGUGCUGGUAGAUCUACUUCGUAUACCCUGGCCUAUUACUCUUGUUUCGUCCCAUUUUUUAUUUUUUCUAUUUCUUUCUUUCCUGAAACUGAGGUUCGACGCGCUUGACGGCGAUAAGAGCGACAGAAACUUGCGAUGUUGGCUGAUGCUUGUGCUACAAUGCGACGAUACCAACAUAUUUCUCUGCAAGACGGUUCGUGUCUAUAUUUACUCCGUUGUCGCAAGUAUAUCGGUGUGUGUUUUACCCAGGAUGACAACCAUCUCGAUGUAGGUAGAUGAUGCGCAGUACCGGUAUAAAAUGCAUGUUGUUUCUUUUUAGGAUUACAGGUACAUGAUAACACGUAUUUGGGCUGCAUUCCAUUAUUCAUGCAAAGGGAGGGAAGGGAAAGGAAGAGAAGGAUGCGAUAUCACAACAAUGUAUAAUCUUGAAUUCCUUGUUAGGACUACGCAUCAUUAGGCACCGUAGCUUAACGCCGAGGGACUCAGCUCAGCUUAGUAUCAUUA